CUACCUUUACUUAUAGAGAAUAAGAAGUGAAAGUGUUUAUGCCUUCUCUAUAUUAUGUAUCUAUAAGUGAAAAUUUUCAAUAUCUAGCAAAUACUAGAUAACAGCUAGUAUAUUUAUUUAUCGACAACUGCAGUCUUAUAUUUUCCAUAUGCGCGCAGUUUACAUUUAAAGGCCUUUAGAUGUGCGCGUAUAUAGCUUUUGACAAAAACAAUGUUUCAAGUAUUUUGUGUAUAAAGCAGAAAUCGUAAGCUGCAAUAACUGCAUAGUAUAGUGCUGUGCGCUGUAACAUUAUCUGACCUGCAGCUGCCACUGGUCCAUUAGAACUUCGGAUAUGAAAGUGACGUUUCUAGAUCCACUGAUGUCAAGUGCAUUGCAUGCACACGGAACGUAGUCUUUAGAGUUGAUGCAUUUCUUCAGACUUACACUGCCCUUGCUAUUGUUGCUCUCAUAUUGUUGUUCAAACGUGCAACUCCAUAAAGAUUAUGUGAAAAUUUUCAAUUGCUACUCCAGGUCUUGGCUGUAAUUUGUCAUUUCCUAGCUGCCUUGGUUUCUCUGACGAACGCGAAGUAUUGAUACCUAAAAUGGCUCGUGAGCCAAUCACGCUUAAUGUCUAUGAUAUGUAUUGGAUCAAUGAAUACACAACUCCAAUGGGCUUAGGUGUUUACCAUUCUGGUGUUGAAAUAUAUGGAACAGAAUAUGCAUAUGGUGGUCAUUUACUUCCUAUAACAGGAAUAUUUGAGAUAACGCCGAGGAGUGCUGACGAUUUAGGAGAACAAUUUCGAUUUCGGCAAUCGGUCCACAUUGGAUACACAGAUUUCACCGAAGAGGAUGUUUCUAGAAUAAUUGAAGAAUUAGGAAAAGAAUUUAGAGGAGAUCGUUAUCACUUGAUGAAUAAAAAUUGCAAUCAUUUCAGUAGCCGAUUUACACAGAUAUUAUGCGGUCAAGAAAUACCUAGUUGGGUAAACCGACUGGCUUACUUUAGUUCCUGUGUACCAUUUCUGCAGCGUUGUUUGCCAAAGGAAUGGCUUACCCCAGUCGCUCUUCAACACUCCAUCAGUCACGUGAGCCAUAACAGUAGCCACAACGAGAGCACACCAUCGGACAGCUCCUUGUAACCAAUACAGCAACGUCAUUGUCAUUAUCGUUGCUGUAAGAGCACGAGCAAUGAACAAUGAACAAUAUCGACAACGAUUAAUUCGGUAUGAGUGAAAAUAUUCAAUUUCAGUGCAAAUGAACUAUAUUAUAUAGCGUGCGUAAGUAUUUGUGUUAUGAGUGAGUAUUUGAAUAUGAGCGGGAUAUGAGUGAGUUAUAAAAAAGUGACAGUAAAGUUUAUCUAAUUAUACGCGGAUUUUUGAGAAUCGUGUGGGAAAAAAUGUAAAAUCGUGUUUUGACUUUUUUUCGAAAAAUCUUGAGGAAUGUUGUCUUAAAAUUUAUAUCUUAAAAUCAAUGUUUCAUACAUACAUUCCCAAAUUUAACUAGAAAUAAUAUACAAGCCUCUAUGAUGUAAAUAAUAUAAUUUUUAUUGGUGUUACAAAACUUAAAACUAUUUUAUAGAAGUAAUGUAGGUGGUUGAGAUUCAAUAGUAAAUUCAUGAAUUUUAUGAAAUCAAUCAAAUUUAACUUACUGUCAUUUUUUCAAAGUGUAAAAAUGGUGAAGGCUUUUUAAAAUAUUUUAAGGAACUAGUAAUUUUAUCACAUCCCAAUGCGGCACGAUCGUUGCACUCAGUAAACUACUUUUAUAAUUUCCAAAUCAAUAUUAUACUUUGAAAAGUACUGCAUGAAAUUGAUUAAAACUUUUGCAGUCACGGUUAGUCAAGGAUUUUAACUGAUGAGCUGAGAUGUCUAA
Messenger RNA from Copidosoma floridanum, 1845 nucleotides. RefSeq names its product deubiquitinase DESI2. NCBI's taxonomy places the organism in Eukaryota, Metazoa, Arthropoda, Insecta, Hymenoptera, Encyrtidae. Gene Ontology annotation, biological process: protein deubiquitination. The record is from RefSeq and is a predicted model, not a curated record. Gene Ontology annotation, molecular function: deubiquitinase activity.